AUGCGCCCGACCACUGGAGCGCCCGUGUCAACCGCCAGCGAAAACGGCGUCAGCUCGACGUCCCCCGCGUGCCUCAGCUCGAAACAGGUCACGGCCAAAGAGCUCGCGUGGCUGCAGCGUUGUCUGCCCAUCUUCGUCCAGCCGGACGUGGACAUCAAGAACCGCAACGAUUUGGUCAGAACGUUUUUUCGCUUCGAGCGCGACGACGAGUCGGGCCACCUCGUGUGCAAGCUCUGCCUUGUGUUUGCAGGCGAGUCAAGCUAUAACCGAGCGCACGAGGAAGUGGAGAACUCGUUGGCCACGCUGUGCUACCGAACGUUCAAUCGACGGACGUACAAGCGCACAGCCGACAUCAACUACAUGGAGUUCCGGAAGGUUGACUUGGACCCCGACGCGAGUGUACCCUGGGCCACCAUCUACUCGCAGGAUUACGGAGGCGAUCAGCAGUGGGCGCAGGGGGAGAAGAAGAACAUUGGCAAUUGGUUCUCCCUCAUGCACCACUAUCAAGCAGAGGUUGCAGUCUCGAACUGGAAACUGCACCCGCAGACUUACCGUCCGUACGUUUACCUGAAUACUUGCAACCACAUGAUCGGCGAGAAGGACAACAACCCGAAGCUCAGCAAAUUCAACUGGAUCGACUACCCGUUCCAGCAGGGUCAGGAAGACGAUGUACUUCGCUACGUCGUGGACCACGUGCCUACCAAGUGCAAUCUGUAUUCAUAUGCGUGCUUUUGGCGCGCACGCAACGGCGGGGGAAUGUGUGACCGCCAUCCAGGAGGCUCCUCGAUCUCACGAGACGGCAAGUCGAUUUACUUGCAGUACGCGUCCACCACGCCAGGUGCGUAG
Hyaloperonospora brassicae is the source of this 846-nucleotide messenger RNA. The record is from the annotation of a GenBank genome assembly. Lineage: Eukaryota; Oomycota; Peronosporomycetes; Peronosporales; Peronosporaceae.